Messenger RNA from Dibothriocephalus latus, 291 nucleotides. Lineage: Eukaryota; Metazoa; Platyhelminthes; Cestoda; Diphyllobothriidea; Diphyllobothriidae. The record is from the annotation of a GenBank genome assembly.
AUGGAGCAACUUGUGGGACCCCUCAAGGCCGUUCUCCUCGCACGCCCAAAACAAGACUGGGUCAAGCAGGAACUUGAUAAGAUGGAGGAGUUGAAACGCUGUGCCAUUGUGGUGAUCGUUGACUUCCGAAACCUCGCCGAUAUCGAAAAGAACCGCUACUACCUUGACCUUUUACACACAAUUGACUCCGAACGCUCCCUGAAGGCGACUUAUGACCAGGUGCUCUCUACGGUUGAGCGCUCAGCACGCGUCUCGCGAGAAAGUAUCUCAUCUGGCGUGCCCUUCUCCUAA